AGGGCACGGCGGACCAGGCAUGCGGUGCCAGGUGAAAUGAACCAACUGCAUUGAGGGCAUAGCUGCCCACGACCGUUUCGGCAGUCCAUUGUGGUCGCGCCUUGGCAAGCCAUGGCUGUGGCGUCUCUUCAAUGGCUGCCGGGUGCCGCUGAUGCCUCCUUUAUGCCCCGGAGUACCGCGGUGCACCGCUCGACGGCAGGGCAGCUGUCGCUGCUCUCGCAAUGUCAGAGUGGCUUUCGCAGAGGCCUCCCUUGGUUCCGGCAGCGCUUGCUUGCGGGAGCUGGGGCAUGUGGGCAGCGGGAGCCGCAGGUGGCUUUCGGAUCCUCCGGAUCGCGCCGUGGCAGGAGCGGCCUCGCCGUGCACGCUGCGGCUGCCGACGUGACCGACAUUUCGUCAACGUCUCCUUUACCGGCGUCGCUCGAGCUCGCUGUCCAAGUCGCCCCGCUGCAUGCAUCCCACCCUGACUCCGCCCUCGUCCCCCUUCCCCUCCUCUCAUUUCCUUCCCAAAUCCUUGACCCCGCUGCUUUUCUGCCGUCUCCCCUGUCGUCCGGUGUGGCGGCGCCCCAUGCCGAGUCCGUCAUGACCGCGUCGCUGCCGGCUGUCGCGCCGCCUUUGCCGCUGCAGCAGGCCAUGGCGUCAGCGGACGUGCGUGCGGCGUCAGCGGUGGCGGAGGCGGUGGUGCUGGGCGAUGCGAUGGGGCCGCCGCGGUCGGUGGAGGAGGCGAUUCGCAUGGCGAUGAGGAACGCCAUGGAGGGCAGCGACGAUGGCGACAUGGCGACGGAGGAAGCGGACGACAUCAUGGCGCGAGCAAGAAACCCUUUCCGCAUGCGCGCGCUUGACAUGCAGCCUGCCGAGCCCGCACCAGCUGCUGCGCCCGCCCCUGCGUUGACUGAUGCGAGGGUGGACGCAGGGGAGAAGCAGGCGGAGCCUGAAAGCGGGCUGCAGAAUGCCUUGCAGAAUUUACUGCCGCCCCUUAACUGGCCAAACCAGGCCGCUCCUCCCAUCGACGCGCCAGCUAGCCCUGCGUUCGCGCCACCCGCUCUCCCUGUCGGCCCCCCGCUAUCAGAUGCCUCUGCGCCUCCAGCGCCAGCGGGGACCGCCAGCAGCGACAGCGAGGAUCUGUCCGACAGGUUCCCCACGCUCUUCCGCCUGCUGCGUGCGCCCUCCUCGCUGCUGCCCUGGGGUGACGGCGGCGGAGGCGGGGCGGAGGGCGAGCGGUGGGGCGUGGAGAGCGUGGUGGAGGCGGGCGAGGAGGCGCUGGAGCUGCUGGGCGGGGAGCUCGACCUCACCUUCCCCGCCUUCCGCCCCGGGGACGCGCUCAUUGCGCUCUCCGGCGCCCUCAGGAACUUCAUGCGCCAGCCCGCCGACGACAAGCUCGCGCAGCUCGCUGCGGGCGGUGCCCUGUACCUGUAUCUCACCGCGCGGCCCGGCGUGCUGGCCGGCGCCCUGGACGCUUACAUUGGCGCGCCGCUGCAGGCGCUGACCGACACUGUGAGGGGCAGACGGCAGUUCCGACGCUCGGACUUCGUGGUGGGACGGCGGCUGGGCGAAGGCAACUUCGGCACCGUGUACGAGGGCGCGCUGAAGAAGAAGGGCAAGGCGAGUGAGGAGGAGGAAUUUGGGCGCAGGUCAAGGCAGCUGGACGACCUCGAUGAGAGGGACAUCAAAAGCCGAGUCAUCCUCAAAAAGGUGAAGACGCGGGUGAUGGGCGGGGAGCAGAGCGGGGAGAUGGAGGAGUGGUUCAACCGCCGCAUGCAGCGUGUUGCGCCCGAGGCAUGUGCACGCUUCAUGGGCUCUUUCACUGCUGACGUCACCCGGGCUCAGUUCACCGAAGGGGGGAAGUGGCUCGUCUGGAACUAUGAGGGUGACCGCACAUUGCUGGACUACAUACGGGAGAGGGACUUUCCAGACAAUGUGGAGGAGGCAAUCUUUGGCAGGGGGCAGAUGGUGCUGCAGGGCUUGGACUCGGUGGCACGGCGGGGCGUGACAGUGAAGCAGGUGCUGCGGCAGGUGCUGAUCUCGCUGAAGAAGAUGCACGCCACAGGCAUCGUGCACCGCGACGUCAAGCCCUCCAACCUCGUCAUCACCAACACUGGCCGUGUCAAGCUCAUUGACUUCGGUGCUGCUGCUGACCUGCGCAUUGGCAUGAACUACGAGCCAGAGCUCGCUCUGCUUGACCCGGACUAUGCCCCGCCAGAACAAUUUGUGCUGCCUGAGGAAACGCCCAGCCCACCUGCUGCUCCCAUCGCUGCCAUGCUCUCCCCGGCACUCUGGCAGUUCAACCACCCUGACCUGUUUGACACAUACAGUGUGGGCAUCAUCUUCCUGCAAAUGGCAUCCCCCACGCUGCGCACGCCAGCCGGCCUGCAGACGUUCAAGAAGGAGCUGAGGGCGGCGCGCUACGACCUGAAGCGGUGGCGCAGGGAGACGCGCAUGCGCCCGGACCUGCGUGUGCUGGACCUGGAGGGCGGGGCGGGCUGGGAUCUCGCCACGCGCCUCGUGUGCGAGAGGGGAACACUGCGCAAAGGAAGGCUCUCUGCUGCGGAAGCCCUGCGCCACCCAUACCUGCUUUUAGGCGUGGACCAGGCUGCCACUGCCAUCUCCAAGCUUACUCUUUCUAGAUAGCAGUUCUCGUGCACUUGAAUGCCAUGGUUCAGCAUCUUAAUGAUUUGUUUUUUUUGGCUCCCGAUUUGUUUGUUCCUUAUCGCUCUUACCUACCUCAGGUCAAAUUUGAGAUUCCUACCAUGCAUCAAUUA
This is a messenger RNA of Closterium sp. NIES-67, 2756 nucleotides long. The record is from the annotation of a GenBank genome assembly. Lineage: Eukaryota; Viridiplantae; Streptophyta; Zygnematophyceae; Desmidiales; Closteriaceae.